GACCUCGCCGGUUCCUGCCUACUCUGCUCAUCCUUCGCUCCGGGCACUUGACAUUCCUAUGGAGCAGUUAAGCAACCGCGAUACAGCACCCUCGAAUGCUCAAGAAUACUACUCGUCGAUCGCGGACGUCGACGUCCAUCACGCAUUUCGCUGCCUUGACGAUGCACAAAAUCUGGACGACCUCUUGGAAGACGCUCGUUCCACAGACAGUCGCAACUUUGUCGUCGACUUCAGCGAUGACACAGCCUGGGCUACUUUUGACCUGGCUCCCAAAGGCAUCGCUGCACUAAUAGAUACCGAGAGGCCGGACUGUCUCAAUACGAGAUGGAUCAACGUGUGGCAUCCUUUUGAGCAGACGAAAAUGCUUGAAGCAUUAGCUCAACGAUAUGACUUCUCGCCUCGUCUUCUCGGAUUAAUGUGCUCAGAUCCUAAACAACCUCGCAAGCCCACACUGUCCCCAAGCUUGAAACAGUCAGUGCAUAAGAGAGGGCCAAGGAAACGCAAGGCUGUGUCUUUUGAGACAAGUGUGUCGUACGAAGAAGCAGACGAGCUCUCGAUCCAUUCAUCCACAUCUUCCAUGAGCAGCGCCAUGAGUGGCAACCACUACAAGAUCGCCUCGGAACUGUGGCAUUACACAUCAGUUGACAUGGGUCGCAACUACCUGUGCGUGGGCUACAACUCCCUAUAUGGCACGAAGCCAGCAGAUCGCAGCACCGAUUCGCAAUCCAACAGCGACAAUCUCCCACACUGCACGCGUGUGUGGACUUGGCUGGUUGUUACCUCUGACAACACCAUCAUCACCGUGCAUGAGGAUCCUUUCCCGCUUGUGCAAGGUCCAUACUCUCCGUUGGAGAGACGUAUACUGGCCGAGCUUCGUCGGAACCUCAUCAGCGUGUUUCGCUCACUGAGCACAGUCCAUGCCGAUUCCUUACUUGAACGCAAUCCUUUAACUCUGCUGCCGCUUCGAAACCGCUUCGGCACGACCCCAGAAGAAACAGCUCAUCGCAGCUCAGAUGCGCCGGGACUAUUGUUCUACUACCUGUUUGAGAAUUGGAGCAACUCUUUCACAUUGGUCACACGAAAAGACAGUCGCUAUGGAAUUGAACUUGCUGCGCUGCGUGCUGCAAUGUUUGAGCAGCCUACACUAGAGCAUAUCGACCGCCUUGACACGAUUGGGAAGGAGCUCGGCGUGCUUCGUCGGCACUACGAGGCAUACAUCCGAAUUAUCGACCGACUUCUCGAGCCACAAGGUCCAACGAUGGCCAGCCUACAAAACAGUCAAAUCGUUGGCUCUGACGACAGCGCCUCUGUGUCGACCAUCAGACCCCGGGUCAAUGGCCCAGUGGUGCGCGAGAAGGAAAGCAUAUUGGGAGUCAGCCUGUCCUCGGCAGCACGAAUCAGAUUUCGACGCUUCCGAGAUCAAAUCGAUCUCUAUGCACUCAAAGAGGUGGAGGAGUACAGCAAGCAAAAAGAGAGCCUUGUUUCUCUGAACUUUAGUUUGAUCGCCAUCAAGCAGUCAAUCGACGUAGAUAGACUCACUCGAAUCGGACUGUUGCUCACGAAAGCGGCCACUCUCUUUUUGCCAGUGUCAUUCAUGGCGGGCUAUUUCUCUAUGCCUCUGGACAACAUUCAAUAUAGCGUCCGCACGUUCUGGAUUUCGUUUGCGGUGGUUCUCAGCCUCUCAUAUCUCGCGCUCUUCGCAUUUGGAGUGAUGAACGGCAAUCUGCAAACGCCAAAUCUAGUCUACGGUGUGGCGGAUGGCAUGUGGAAGAGUGUCGGGUAUAGUUGGUCGGCAGUCGUAGCCAUUAAGAGAAAGGUCAAAAAGAGGCGGUCGUGAGCAGGUGUGCGUAGCGCUAGGAGCCACGUACGGUAACUGUGG
Messenger RNA from Cercospora beticola, 1879 nucleotides. RefSeq lists its product as uncharacterized. Gene Ontology annotation, molecular function: cobalt ion binding; magnesium ion transmembrane transporter activity; cobalt ion transmembrane transporter activity. The record is from RefSeq and is a predicted model, not a curated record. Gene Ontology annotation, cellular component: plasma membrane. NCBI's taxonomy places the organism in Eukaryota, Fungi, Ascomycota, Dothideomycetes, Mycosphaerellales, Mycosphaerellaceae.